CCAGGUUUACAGGCAGCGCAGUCCAGCCGUGAGGAGAGGGUCGACUGAGGAGCUGAGCGAUGAGGAGCAGGAGAAGUGAGUCGUGGGGAAGACAUGAGCGACGAAUGGGUUAUGAAAGUGGGGGUUGGGAUAGCGGAGAUGACAGACGCGAUAGAGGCAGAGAGCGAGGAAGGAGGUAUGAUGACCGACGGGGGUCGUCAACGGAGGACUAUGGGAGAAGAAAUGAUGGGGGGAGGCAAGUAAAAUGUUACGAGUGUGGGGAAUAUGGACGCUAUAAGAGUCAGUGCCCCCGGCUUCAAGGAAGACUCACCGGAGGCACGAUCUCUUUGAGUCGAGAUCUAGAGGAGUCUCUAAGCUCAGUAGGGAGGAUGACGAGGCAACUGCUAGAACAGCAAAGGGAAGCGGAAGAAGUCAAGCGAGAGGCCGAGAAAAUGAACAAGAAAGAAGCGGAAGAGCGAGAAGCAAGGGAGGAAGAAGCGAGGGUCACGUUGCAGAAAAAGUUGGCUAAGGAAGAGAAGGAGAAGAAAAGAAGCUGGGAGUUGAAAAAGUUGUUAGUGGAACAGCGUGAGGAAUACGAGGCGAAAUUGGACAAGGUUGUGGGCCUGAGUCGGAAGAUGAAAGGAGUCUCAAUUGGAAGUAAGAAGAAAGAGAAGGCAAAUGUGACUCCGGUGAUGAGCUCCAAAGAUGAGGAAGAGACCGAAGAAGAAGCUAUGCCCCUUAAAGAUAAAAGGAAGCGGAAGAAUUCGACGGGGGAGGUGGAAAAUAGCCCGCCGGUUGAAACUCCCAAGAAAAUGGGGAAGAAUGUUGAAGUUGAGACGCUGACGGGCCAGAAGAGAAAAGGACGAGGAAGGCCGACCAAAGCGGAGGCUCAAGCAACUCGAGUAAUGAAGGGCGAAGACCCAUGGGAGGGAGUCCCUGUGGGGGAGAAAUUUGCCACUGAAGCAGCAUACAGGAGGCGGUCAGGAAAGCCAUCGGAUCUUUUAUCCGGAGACACUGAAAGCGAUGUGCAAAGGGGCAGGUCUACCGUUCUACGGGGUGAACGACGAUGUGGACACACUGUCCGAGCUACGCGUCACGUACUGCUAUCGGGGUCAGAAGACGUCGUGUUCAACGUCAAGCAAGUCUGAGGAGGAAGAUCAGAUAAGGGGCGAAUCCCAGGAUCCGC
Molecule: messenger RNA, 1165 nt
Organism: Chara braunii
Lineage: Eukaryota; Viridiplantae; Streptophyta; Charophyceae; Charales; Characeae
Source: the annotation of a GenBank genome assembly